AUGAUAACUACGGAGAGUAGUUAUUGGUCAAGUGUUAUUAAUUUCAUUUAUGCCGUCAACAUUUUAGUCAUUGAAUCGGAUUAUAAAAAUUCCUCACAGUUCAACAUAAAAACAAAUAAAUUUGUUGGUUCGUUUUUCGAAAAACCCCACGAAUUACUGCAGAUGACCCAAUUCGAUGCUUUGACCGGAAGAUUUGAACCGAAUGUGGAUUUAUCUUUGAAAAAUAAAUUACAAAAUUUACAAGGACGUGAAAUUAUUGUAGGGGCCUUCGAUUAUCGCCCCUUUAUGGUUGUAGAUUUUCAUAGCGUACCCGAAAACUAUGAUCAUGCCGAGGAUAAUCUACGACAUUUGGUCCAUAUUGAUGGUACAGAAAUGCGUAUUGUUCAUACAUUUUGUGAACUAUACAAUUGUAGUGUUCAGGUGGAUACAUCUGAAAAAUCGGAAUGGGGUAUGGUAUACCCAAACUAUACAGCCGAUGGUCUACUUGGUCUGAUUGUUGAGGGAAAAACCCAUAUGGGCAUGGGGGCAUUUUUUCAAUGGUACAUAGCCUACAGAAGCAUCGAACAGACAACAUUUCUGGGUAGAUCUGGUGUAACAUGUUUGGUGCCUGUACCGACUCGUGUCACAACAUGGGCUUUGCCUAUUAGCCCCUUUACCUAUACCCUGUGGUUGGCGGUAGCAUUUUGUUUAUUUUUGGAAGCAUUUGCAUUAUUUUUGGCUAGACUUUUCGAGGAGAGGCAAAUUAUGCAACUGGAAGACGGGACUAUAUGGUCGAGCAUUGAAUUUGGCUAUACAACAACACUAAAGCUAUUUAUAUCACAAGGUUCUGAUUAUGUGGUUAAUUCACAUACGGUCAGGAUGGUACUCUUCGCCUGCUAUAUGAUUGAUAUUAUUGUGACGAGUAUUUAUGCCGGGGGUCUAUCGGCCAUAUUGACAUUGCCGGACCUUGAAGAGGCUGCCGAUUCUGUGGAACGUAUGUAUAGCCACAACCUGACAUGGACGGCAACAUCCUAUGAUUGGGUGGCCUCAAUUGCCGAUGAAGAAACUGGUGUCGUUGAUCCCCUGAUGCAACGCCUUGUAAACAAUUAUAUCAUCAGCAGCCGUGAAGAAAUGCGCCGCAAAGCUCAAACCGAUAAUAUAGGUUUUGCUUUGGAACGUAUGGCAUUUGGACAUUUUGGCAACGGUCACUUUAUUACCCCCGAAUCUUUAGAUCGUCUGAAGCUCAUGGUUGAUGAUAUCUAUUAUGUAUUUACCGUGGCCAUGGUGCCACGUAUGUGGGCCCAUCUACCCAAAUAUAAUGAUUUAAUAUUGGCUCGGCAUUCAUCGGGUUUUUCGAAAUAUUGGGAAUGGAAAAUCGUCGCCGACUAUAUGAAUGCCAAUGAACAGAAUCAAGUGCAGGCAUCUAUGUUUACACAAUUGGAUGUGGGACCCGUCAAAUUGGAUAUGAAAAAUUUUGCGGGGCUUAUUGUACCAUGGAUUAUAGGGAUAAUUAUAAGUAUAAUGGCUUUUAUUGGGGAAUGGAUUCAUUAUUGGUGGUGUAAGAGAAGACUAGGUGGUGGUGUAAUUCACGCCGAUGAAUUGAUAUAA
Messenger RNA from Musca vetustissima, 1587 nucleotides. RefSeq lists its product as uncharacterized. Gene Ontology annotation, molecular function: ligand-gated monoatomic ion channel activity. The coding region runs from base 1 to 1587 and encodes 528 amino acids. The transcript is spliced from 6 exons. Gene Ontology annotation, cellular component: membrane. The record is from RefSeq and is a predicted model, not a curated record. NCBI's taxonomy places the organism in Eukaryota, Metazoa, Arthropoda, Insecta, Diptera, Muscidae.